This is a messenger RNA of Mesorhabditis belari, 2550 nucleotides long. The record is from the annotation of a GenBank genome assembly. Lineage: Eukaryota; Metazoa; Nematoda; Chromadorea; Rhabditida; Rhabditidae.
AUGUCAAAGCGCUUCGAAAAAUCGUUAAGCCUUGCGACUGAUUCGAACGUAUUGGAAACCGACUGGGAUGCCGUACUCGAUUGUGUUGAUCAAAUACGAGGGGGAGAAGCAAAGGCUCCGGAAGCAAUGGUUCUUGUGCUUUCCCGCUUAAAGAGUGAAAAUCCUCAUGUUGUUCUUCAUGCACUUAUUCUUUUGGAAGCAAUGGUAAAGAACUGCGGAAAAAAGGUUCACAAUGAGCUUGCAACUCGCGAAUUUAUGGAGGGAAUCAAAGAACUGGCUAUUGAAGCAAAAGCAGAAACAGUCAAAACGAAAGUUCUCGAAUUACUACAGUGCUGGGCGAUGGCUUUUGCGAACAAAGCGGAAUACAAAAUAAUCGUCGACACCCACAACUUGAUGAAAUUGGCUGGUUUUGAUUUCCCGUCAGUUAAAGAAGCAGCUGCGAUGUUUGCUUCACAAGUGGCUCCAGAAUGGGAAGAAGGAGCAAACUGUUAUAGGUGUCGUUCCGAAUUCACCUUUCUUACGCGGAAACAUCACUGUCGCGCUUGUGGUCAAAUCUUCUGCCAUGGAUGUAGCAGCAAAGAAAUGUUGUUGCCACAAUUCGGAAUUGAAAAACCUGUGCGUGUUUGUGAUGCCUGCUACGAGAAGGGAGUUGGUGUUGCCCUUAGCAAACAAUCAGCAACUCCAGCUCGGCCUAAGUUUUCUUCAUCCGCCGAUGAAUCAAGUGUUGUCGAUCAAUUUGGCGCCUUCUACGGGGACGAUGACUCAAUAACGACACUAAACGCACUUGCACAAAAUAACCCGAAUCGAUUGUAUGCUAUUGGAAACCCACGUGCAGUUGCAAACCGUCAAAAGCAAGCAGAAAAGCCAGAAGGAUUAUUCAAGUCGCUUUUCAAAGGAGUUUUGGGAAAUAAAAAGAGACCGGAAUCUUCGUACAACCCUGCUGCAACCGAUCCUGGAGCUGAAGAGCGGGAACGACAAGCAAGACUCGCGAGGGAAAAAGAAGAAGAGGACUAUCAACUUAGUCUGGCCAUGGCUAUCUCUCAAAGCGAAGCGGAAGCAAAAGAAAAAGAAAGGGCAAAUUCACUUUACUCGUUUUACAAUGGCGUGAAAGAUCAAGUUAGCAGUCACGUGUCAUCGCCCAUGAACGAUACCAUGUCGAUUGCUCCUUCGGAACACAUCGGUGUUUAUAAAGGAGCCGCUGAUAGUGUUCGAGAAUCGCCUUCUGAGAAUUCAUUGAAUGCUGAUGAUCCUCUUGCACGUUAUCUUAACCGCGAUUAUUGGCAGCAACGAAAAGAAAAAGCAAACGCAAAAGUCGAAAGUUGGGACGUCAAUCCAUCAGCGCCAUUGCCAAGCGAACCUUCUUUGGGAGGAAGCAGCUACGUUCCUACUGUGCGUGGAAGUCCCCCUCCAAACAAUCAAAAAGAACUGGUCUAUUCGACUGGUCUUUCUUCCCUUGAUGAGGAGACUCUCCAAAAAAGUGAAGAUACCAAGAAAUUUUGUGCUGAUGUCAAUGAACAGGUAGAAUCGAUGGAAAACAGAAUUCGAUCGAAUAUGGCUCGUAGUCGACCAAUUUACAACGACACGGCUAUUCAGGGAAUCUACAUGCGUCUCACUGAGCUUCACUCACAAGUCAUGCAACGACUGAAUGACUUGGAACAACAAAGAGUUUAUUUUGAGUCUUUGCAAGAUCAACUCGGUCACAUUACGGAAGCUCGUGCGGCCGUUAACUCUUUGCGGGAGGAAGAAGCUAGAAAAAGAGCGGAAAUCGCAGCGGAAGAACAACGCGUUCGUCAGCUGCAAAUGCAGCAUAAAUUGGCUGCGAUGCGACAACAAAAACAUGAUAUGCUAUUGUAUCAGCGACAAGUUGCCAUUCAACGUUUUCAACAACAGGAGGCUGAAAUGGCUGCUCGCCGUUCACAGCAAUUCUACUCACCAGCUAGCUACACUUCUCCACAAGUGCAACAAUAUCCGUACAGCCAAAUACCGAUGCAGCAAUACCCAAAUCAAACUCUGAAUCAAACAUAUGGUGUUUAUCAGCAGACGACUCCACAAAUGCAACCGAAUUUGCAACAACAACCACAGCAACCAUAUCCUGGACAGCAAGUUAACGGAACUGGGAAUUAUCCCCUUGUUCAUCAAAACCCGAACGGAUAUUCGGAUGGUGGUCAGAUACAACAUGGUGCUUACUUGCCUCAUGCCACUCAAUCGGCAAAUAAUGUACAUCAAGUGGUUGCGAAUGACGCUAUUCAACAAGGAUAUCAACAAUCCGUUCAUAAUUCCCAGCAACAAUAUCAACCGUCUCAAGCAUACGAUCCCGCCGCAAACAAUUCUCAAUAUAACGUUGCAACCACUGCACCUUCAACAAAUCAAUAUUAUCAACAACACAAUUAUCAGGCGCCAGUGAACAAUGUAGCUCAACAUCAUUAUCAGGAAGGCGUGCUUGUGCCCAACGCUCCCGUUCAGCAAGUGCCCGCUAACUAUCUUCCUCAGGCAAACGUUCAGCCUUCAGAUCCAAACGCAGCUCAAGAAGGAUUACUCAUUUCUUUUGAC